Messenger RNA from Fraxinus pennsylvanica, 1131 nucleotides. The record is from the annotation of a GenBank genome assembly. NCBI's taxonomy places the organism in Eukaryota, Viridiplantae, Streptophyta, Magnoliopsida, Lamiales, Oleaceae.
AUGAGAUGCAAAACAAAUGUCAACCCGAACUUCAUAGUGCUAAAACGGGAUAUGAGCAAAGCUUAUGAUCGUGCUAGUGACGAGUCGAAUGGUGUUCUGAAGAAAUUGGAUCGAGCUCGUAAAGUAAGUGUAAACCGAAUUUUCUUACAUUUUACAGGUGUUAUUUGGAAGGGAGAUAAACUGAUAGAUGGAGUCCCAGAAACCCUUGAUAUGCUUCGUUCAAAGGGUAAGAGGUUAGUUUUUGUUACCAACAACUCAACAAAAUCCCGGAAACAGUAUGGGAAGAAGUUUGAAACACUUGGUCUUGAUGUCAGUGAGGAGGAAAUCUUUGCAUCAUCAUUUGCUGCAGCUGCUUACUUGAAGUCGAUUGAUUUCCCCAAGGAUAAAAAGGUUUACGUUGUUGGAGAGGAUGGUAUCUUGAAAGAGCUCGAGUUAGCUGGAAUUCAGUAUCUUGGUGGGCCAGUAGAUGGUGAGAAGAAGAUUGAGCUAAAGCCAGGUUAUAUGAUGGAACACGAUGAGAAUGUUGGGGCUGUUGUAGUUGGAUUUGAUCGAUAUUUCAACUAUUACAAAAUUCAGUACGCGACUCUGUGCAUUCGUGAAAACCCAGGCUGUCUUUUCAUCGCGACAAACCGAGACGCUGUGACUCAUCUCACUGAUGCUCAAGAAUGGGCAGGUGGUGGUUCAAUGGUAGGUGCCAUUGGUGGAUCCACUCAACGUGAGCCUGUUGUUGUAGGAAAGCCCUCGACUUUUAUGAUGGAUUACUUAGCGAACAAAUUCAGCAUCUCGAAGUCUCAAAUAUGCAUGGUCGGAGACAGACUCGAUACUGACAUUCUUUUCGGACAAAAUGGUGGCUGUAAAACCCUUCUCGUCCUCUCAGGUGUAACAUCUCUGUCGAUGCUUCAAAAUCCUGAUAAUUCGAUACAGCCGGACUUCUACACCACCAAGAUUUCAGAUUUUCUCUCACUCAAAGCUGCAACUCCUACUCGAUUUAUCUUUGUUCUUUUUAGUUAUGAAUCUAUUACUUGGCAAGUUGCUGUAAAACCCUCUCUCUCCUACAUACGCACACUGAGACACAGAAGCCGCGGUCCUUUCUCUCUCAUCAUCUCCCCAUUUUUGCAGAUAACUUUGUAG